This is a messenger RNA of Euleptes europaea (tarantolino), 1416 nucleotides long. RefSeq names its product STEAP4 metalloreductase (gene STEAP4). NCBI's taxonomy places the organism in Eukaryota, Metazoa, Chordata, Lepidosauria, Squamata, Sphaerodactylidae. The transcript is spliced from 4 exons. Gene Ontology annotation, cellular component: plasma membrane; endosome. The record is from RefSeq and is a predicted model, not a curated record. Gene Ontology annotation, molecular function: ferric-chelate reductase (NADPH) activity; cupric reductase (NADH) activity. Bases 1 to 1416 code for a protein of 471 amino acids. Gene Ontology annotation, biological process: copper ion import.
AUGGAGAACUUCACCACUGCAAUGCCACUUACUUCAGAUCUACCUAACAAGAAGCAGACUGUGUGUAUUUUUGGAACAGGAGAUUUUGGAAGAUCUCUGGGACACAAGAUGAUGCAGUGUGGCUAUUCUAUAGUAUACGGAAGCCGAAAUCCUCAGAAUACCAAACUGAUUCCUCAAGGAGCCACAGUGUUAUCCCAUGAAGAAGCAGCCGAGACAUCUGACAUCAUCAUCAUAGCAAUCCAGAGACUAUAUUAUGACUUUCUUGAAAGGUUAAAGGAAACUCUCACUGGGAAAGUGUUGGUGGAUGUUAGCAACAACCUCAAAAUAAACCAGUAUCCUGAGAGCAAUGCUGAAUACCUUGCCAAGCUGCUACCAGAGAGUAAAGUGGUGAAAGCAUUUAACACAGUGUCCGCAUGGGCUCUACAGUCGGGAGCACUGGAUGCAAGCAGACAGGUGUUUGUCUGUGGCAAUGACAGCAAAUCAAAAGAAAAGGUGAUGGAUAUUGUUCGAAGCCUCGGCCUCACUCCGUUGGACAAGGGAUCACUCUUAGUGGCAAAAGAAAUUGAGGAUUACCCGCUGCAACUCUUCCCUAUGUGGAAGUUUCCCAUUUAUCUGUCUCUGGGCCUCACGGCACUUUUUUUUUUCUACUGUCUAAUCCGCGAUGUAGUCUACGGUUACGUUGUGAGAAAAAAAGACGUUUCCUUUUUCAUAGCUAUUACUAUUCCAAACCGGGUCUGCCCCAUUGUGGCGCUCAUCCUUCUUGCUUUGGUUUACUUGCCUGGGAUCUUUGCUGCUAUUCUUCAGUUAAGCAGAGGAACAAAAUACAGGCGCUUUCCGGACUGGCUAGACAAAUGGAUGCUUUGCAGGAAACAACUUGGCCUAGUUGCCCUGGUUUUUGCUUUCCUACAUGUUUUGUAUACACUCGUCAUUCCUAUACGCUAUUACGUAAGAUGGAAAUACAACUCUUAUGUUCUUGAUCAGGCACUUAAGAACAGAACUGAUCCAUUUAAUACAGUUAAUGGCUGGAUUAGUGACUCCUAUGUUUCUCUGGGUAUCUUGGGCUUCUUCCUGUUUCUACUGCUCGGAAUCACAUCCUUGCCCUCUGUAAGCAACAAUGUCAACUGGAGAGAGUUUCGGUUUGUCCAGUCCUAUCUGGGCUAUCUGACAUUGGUUCUGUGCACUGCCCAUACGCUGCUCUAUGGUGGAAGGAGGUUUUUGAGCUCUAAAUCAUAUCCAUGGGGACUUCCUCCUGCUUACAUCUUCUCUCUCAUUAUCCCUUGCAUUGUGUUGGUCAUUAAGUUUUUUCUGGUAUUUCCAUGCAUCGACAGACCACUCACGGCAAUUCGACAGGGCUGGGAGAGGAAACCCAAAGACCUACGUGAGUCACACAACAACCUCAGUGGGUCCUCUGUAUAA